GUCUGGGAAGAUGGUAAGGCACCUGUAGGACCAUGCGCCACACAAUGCAAGGUGGCUUUCUCCUCCUGGCCUCCUGCUGCUCCCUCCUGAGUGUUGCCCCCAUUUCAGCCUGCCCGGCUCGCUGUGAGUGCGUCCCUCAGCUCAGGUCUGUCACCUGCCAUCGGAAACGCCUCACUUCCGUCCCGGAGGGCAUUCCAACGGAGACCAAGGUCCUGGAGCUCACCAAGAACCGCAUCCGCUGCUUGAACCCGGGGGAGCUGUCCUCGUUCCCCAUGCUGGAAGAGCUGGACUUCAGCGAGAACAUUAUCACCAACGUGGAGCCGGGGGCCUUCAGCAACCUCUUCAACCUCCAGGUCCUGCGGUUACGGCGCAACCAGCUCAAGCUGAUCCCAGCAGGCGUCUUCCACAAACUGACCAAUCUUACCCUUCUAGAUAUUAGUGAGAACAAAAUCGUCGUCCUUCUGGACUACGUGUUUCAAGACCUGAGAAACCUGAAGCACCUGGAAGUAGGGGACAACGACCUGGUUUAUAUCUCCCGAAAGGCCUUCUCUGGCUUGGUCAGCCUCCAGGAGCUGACCAUUGAGAAAUGCAACCUGACCGACCUCUCUGCAGAUUCCCUCUCUCGCUUGCAAAACUUGGAGGUCCUCCGGCUGAAACACCUCAGCAUCACCCUGGUCGAAGAUCAGAACUUCAGGAAGCUUUAUGAUCUGCGGCUUCUGGAAAUUGACAACUGGCCAUCGCUGGAGGAUAUUUCACCCCACGCCUUCCAGGGGCUCAACCUCACCUCCCUGUUCAUCACGUUCACCAACAUCACAGCAGUGCCAACGACAGCCCUGAGGAGCCUGGUGCACCUCGUGUACCUGAACCUGUCUUACAACCCCAUCAGCGCCGUGCCGAAGGGCGCCUUCAGGGACCUCGUCAGGCUCAGGGAGCUCCACAUGGUGGGUGCCCUGCUGGCUUCAGUGGAGCCCCAAGCGCUGUAUGGAUUGAGGCAAAUCCGUCUCCUGAACUUCUCCAACAAUUUCCUGUCCACUUUGGAAGAAAGCACCUUUCACUCUGUCAACACCCUGGAAACCCUCCGGGUAGACCAGAACCCUCUAGUCUGUGAUUGCCGCCUGCUCUGGAUCCUGCAGCGCCGAAAGACAUUGAACUUUGAUGGGCAGCCACCCACAUGCUUCUCGCCGCUCGAAAUUCAGGGCAAUGCCCUGCGCGACUUUCCAGACUCCGUCCUCUUUGAGUAUUUCACCUGCCAGAAGCCCAAAAUCAGGAACCGCAACCUCCAGCGCGUGACGGCUUACGAGGGGCAGGCGGUGUCCUUCCAGUGUCGGGCGGAGGGGGAGCCGGUGCCCUCCAUCAGCUGGGUGUCUCCUCAGCAUAGGAUGAUCACCUCCAAAAGCUCGGGUCGGGCCACCGUCUCAUCCAGUGGAACGCUGGAGAUCUACUACGCCCGGGCCCAGGACAGCGGGACCUACAUUUGCAUCGCUAGCAAUGCUGCUGGCAACGACACCUACUUUGCCACGCUGACUGUCAAAGGGCACUCUGUUGAUAGCGUCCUUGACGCAAACCGGACCUUGAUUCUCAGCGAGUUCAAUGGCACUUCCCACAACGACACCCAGGUCUCCAUAAAGUUCACGUUAGACCUCAAGACCAUCCUGGUGUCCACGGCCAUGGGAUGCAUCACCUUCCUGGGCGUGGUCCUCUUCUGCUUCCUCCUCCUCUUUGUUUGGAGUCGGGGCCGUGGGCAGCACAAGAAUAACUUCUCUGGGGAAUACUCCUUCCGCAAGGUGGAUGGCCCAACAGCAGCCUCCGGGCAGGGCGGAGCCAGGAAGUUCAACAUGAAGAUGAUUUGAACACCUGGCGGGUGAAGCUCUGUCCGUGGUGGAAGGGGGCUCCUGUCACUGCUGCCAAUAAGGCAGGUGGUACA
This is a messenger RNA of Candoia aspera, 1924 nucleotides long. It is a transcript of the gene LINGO3, whose product is annotated as leucine rich repeat and Ig domain containing 3. The record is from RefSeq and is a predicted model, not a curated record. NCBI's taxonomy places the organism in Eukaryota, Metazoa, Chordata, Lepidosauria, Squamata, Candoiidae. Gene Ontology annotation, molecular function: protein binding.